Tetrahymena thermophila SB210 is the source of this 165-nucleotide messenger RNA. RefSeq lists its product as hypothetical. The record is from RefSeq and is a predicted model, not a curated record. The transcript has a single exon. NCBI's taxonomy places the organism in Eukaryota, Ciliophora, Oligohymenophorea, Hymenostomatida, Tetrahymenidae.
AUGUCUUACCACAUAACUUCAUUUGUAGAAGAAUCAAAAUUUAUUUAUCUGCAAUCUUAUGACUAUUAACAUUCUUAUGAUAAUGAUAAAGAAAAAUUAAUUAACUACCACUAAUUUUACUUUAUUGAAGAAAAAGUUGAUGGAGUUAAUAGCAAUUAAUUUUGA